UGAUGAGACGCGGGCGGAGUUAACAACAACCACUGAGAGGAGAAAUAGUGGAAAAGAUAGGCUAAUGUAGGCUACUGUAAAUAUCAAACCAUACUUGGCCGGCCAGUGUUUAGUGGGGACUAGGGAAUGGUUAUCAGCGCGCCUGGAAACGAUGCAACUUUAUAAUGUGCAGUAGUAGCUUUCAAAGUUUAGAGGUCAAGUUUACAGAAGAGAAGCUUGGACGUUGUAAACGCAGAAGACCGUCAUGAUGACGAAUGAGAAUCUGCGGCAGAAACAAUGUUUCCACUCUGCAUCCUAGGAUCAUCAAUUACGCGCGUGUGUAUACGUAUUAUUUCAAGAAUGUGUGUAAUGCAAAAAGAUAAACCAGAGACUAGAGUGCGAGUACCCUAACGACUCUGUCCAAGUGCACUCUAAAAUCAGUAAAAAUGCACGCAGUUACCAGCCUCUCAAUGGUCAGUUUGCUAAGUUUUGGCUACCUAUCCAUGGACUGGAUCAAGCCGAAUCAAGUGGAGGAGCACACUCAAAACGAUGCCUCUAUUACGUUUGCGCCUAAGCAACCACCACACAUUAUAUUCAUACUGACGGAUGACCAAGGCUUCAAUGACAUAGGUUAUCACAACCCGGACAUUCGGACUCCAACUCUGGACAAACUGGCCGCGGAGGGGGUGAAGCUGGAGAAUUACUAUGUUCAACCUAUCUGCACUCCGUCACGCAGUCAGUUGAUCACGGGCAGAUACCAGAUCCACACAGGCCUCCAGCACUCUAUCAUCCGGCCUCGCCAGCCCAACUGCCUCCCCCUGGACAUGACCACGCUCCCACAGCGGCUGCAGGAAGCGGGGUACGCUACUCACAUGGUGGGCAAAUGGCACCUUGGCUUCUACAGGAAGGAGUGUCUGCCCACGCGCCGAGGCUUCCACAGCUACUUUGGCUCUCUGACGGGCAGCGUGGACUACUACACGUAUGGCUCCUGUGACGGACCAGGCCUGUGUGGCUACGACCUCCACGAGGGGGAAACCGUGGCCUGGGGCCGUGGAGGCAAGUUCUCCACCCACCUCUACACGCAGAGGGUACGCAAGAUCCUAUCCACUCACGAUCCGUCCCGCCAGCCUCUGUUCAUGUUCCUCUCCCUCCAGGCUGUCCACACGCCCCUUCAGUCACCCAAGGCCUACAUCUACCCCUACCGCGGGAUGGGGAACGUAGCCAGAAGGAAGUACGCAGCCAUGGUGUCCAUCGUCGACGAGGCUGUACGCAAUGUCACCUACGCUCUGCGCAAGUACGGCUACUACCGCAACAGUGUGCUCAUCUUCUCCACUGACAACGGUGCCCAGCCGUUCACUGGGGGGAGUAACUGGCCCCUGCGAGGGCGUAAGGGGACCUACUGGGAGGGAGGCAUCCGUGGGGUGGGCUUCGUACACAGCCCCCUGCUGCGUCACAAGCGGAGGGUUUCCAAGGCCCUCUUGCACAUCACUGACUGGUACCCAACCCUGGUUGGUCUGGCUGGGGGUAACGUGUCACAGACUGAGGGUCUUGACGGCUACAAUGUAUGGCCAACUAUCAGUGAGGGCAGGGAGUCCCCACGCCUGGAGAUCCUCCAUAACAUUGACCCACUCCACCGGCGCUCUGGCCUGGCGUCUGGGUCUGGACAGCAGGCCCAGCAUGUGUGGGACACUUCGGUCCAAGCUGCCAUCCGGGUGGGGGACUGGAAGCUGCUAACAGGGGACCCGGGCCAUGGAGACUGGGUCCCACCACAGGUACUGGCCAACUUCCCAGGCAGCUGGUGGAACCUGGAGCGGAACACUGAGGGAACAGGGAAGUCUGUGUGGCUCUUCAACAUCACAGGAGACCCCUAUGAACGCAGUGACAUGGCUGUGCAGAGGCCUGAUGUGGUCAAGAAGCUGCUAGAACGUCUGGCCUACUACAACUGCACUGCCGUCCCUGUUAGGUUCCCCACCGACGAUCCCCGGGCCAAUCCAGACCGCAACGGGGGGGCCUGGGUACCCUGGGUCGGGGGGGACGAGGACGAGCCGAAAUGGAACGGGGUUUAUAAGAAAGGGAGGAAUAAAAAGAAGAAGAAAUGCAAGCUGUGCAAACUGAGAUCCUUUUUCAAGAAACUGAAUACAAGGAUAAUGUCCAAUAGAAUAUGAGGUGGGAAAGUCAAUGACACUCAGUCACAAGUAGCCUAUACAUUUUACACUGCAAGAGUAAUCUGAGCCAGCAAACACGUUGUGUGUGUGUGACAAUGGAAAAUGAUGUUUACUAUCCUGCAUCUCGUUGAGUGUGCUGUCAUAUGUUUUUUGGAUGUAGGACUAUUGGGUUCUAUUGUGUUUAUAAAAUGUUCUAUUUGAUCCACUUGUAGUGCGUAGCUAAGUGAAUUCAACAUGUUUAUGUUGACCUACUCACUUGGGGUUAUUUCAGCAGUAGUGACAUGAACUGACCUGUUUUACUUUUCUAUAUUUUUGAAAACAUCUAAGUUAAUUCAACAGAAGCUAAUGGGUGAUUCCUCGUGAACAAAACAAGCCCAUGAUUUUGGGGACUUUCAUAUCAUUUAAUCGAUAGAAGAGUCCUUUGGAGGAAGGAUUGUUGACAUGUAUUUGACAUUUGUAUCUUUUUUGGCCUUACCUGGGCCUCCUUUUAAAGCUGUGAUCAGCGAUAGGCAAAACAGAGCCAUUGGCCGCACCAAGCGCAUUUGUUUUGUAAAAAAAAACAUUUGUAAAUCAAAUCAAAUGUAUUUAUAUAGCCCUUUGUCCAUCAGCUGAUAUCUCAAAGUGCUGUACAGAAACCCAGGAUGCAGGUGUAGAAGCACGGUGGCUAGGAAAAACUCCCUAGAAAGGCCAAA
Messenger RNA from Oncorhynchus mykiss (rainbow trout), 2836 nucleotides. Its product is annotated as arylsulfatase I. NCBI's taxonomy places the organism in Eukaryota, Metazoa, Chordata, Actinopteri, Salmoniformes, Salmonidae. Gene Ontology annotation, molecular function: sulfuric ester hydrolase activity. The record is from RefSeq and is a predicted model, not a curated record.